CACCCUCCCCGCGCAGCCAAUGGGCGUGCGCACGUCACUGACCCGGAGGCCCGCGGGCCGGCAGCCCCUCAAUAAGCCACAUUGUUGCAUGAAACUCCGGCGCAGGAGUCCCGGGCCGCCGCUGGCAACAUCGUGUCACCCAGCUAAGAAAAUCCGCGGGCCGGAGCCACGCGCCUGUGAACCAGAGAGGUCCCACUGCCGGAGUGGAGCCGGGCUGCGAUUCUUCUCAAGUUGAGCCUCAGUGAUCCUGUGGCCGAAGUUAGCGCCUUGACGUGGGAAAACCGGACACGCCGCCAGGAGAGAACUGAGGCGCCUGGUAGCAGUUGUGACACCAAAAUCCCGUCUCUGGAGACCCGCGCCCUCCGCCAGCCGGGCGCACCCUAGCCGUUAGCCCUCUUUGUGCGUCGUUCGGACUCCCAGCUCCCGGCCCGGCAGCCGAGCCCCAGCACAAAGCAGUCGGACCGCGCCACCCGCCUCCCCGCUCGCGCCCCCGUUUCGGUUUCCCAACUCUGCGCCGUCGGGCCGCGGCAGAAUGAUUGCCUCGCAUCUGCUCGCCUACUUCUUCACGGAGCUCAACCAUGACCAAGUGCAGAAGGUUGACCAGUAUCUCUACCACAUGCGCCUCUCUGAUGAGACCCUCUUGGAGAUCUCUAAGCGGUUCCGCAAGGAGAUGGAGAAAGGGCUUGGAGCCACCACCCACCCCACUGCAGCAGUGAAGAUGCUGCCCACCUUUGUGAGGUCCACUCCAGAUGGGACAGAACACGGAGAGUUCCUGGCUCUGGACCUUGGAGGGACCAACUUCCGUGUGCUUUGGGUGAAAGUAACGGACAAUGGGCUUCAGAAGGUGGAGAUGGAAAACCAGAUCUAUGCCAUCCCCGAGGACAUCAUGCGAGGCAGUGGCACCCAGCUGUUUGACCACAUUGCCGAAUGCCUGGCUAACUUCAUGGAUAAGCUACAAAUCAAAGACAAGAAGCUCCCAUUGGGUUUUACCUUCUCGUUCCCCUGCCACCAGACUAAACUAGACGAGAGUUUCCUGGUCUCAUGGACCAAGGGAUUCAAGUCCAGUGGAGUGGAAGGCAGAGACGUUGUGACUUUGAUCCGGAAGGCCAUCCAGCGGAGAGGGGACUUUGAUAUCGACAUUGUGGCUGUGGUGAAUGACACAGUUGGGACCAUGAUGACCUGUGGUUAUGAUGACCACAACUGUGAGAUUGGUCUCAUUGUGGGCACGGGCAGCAACGCCUGCUACAUGGAAGAGAUGCGCCACAUCGACAUGGUGGAAGGUGACGAGGGGCGGAUGUGUAUCAAUAUGGAGUGGGGGGCCUUCGGGGACGAUGGCUCGCUCAACGACAUUCGCACUGAGUUUGACCAGGAGAUUGACAUGGGCUCGCUGAACCCAGGGAAGCAACUGUGGGAGAAGGAUGGCAUCCGGAAGGCCCGUGAGGUCCUGAUGCGGUUGGGCCUGGACCCGACUCAGGAGGACUGCGUGGCCACUCGCCGGAUCUGCCAGAUUGUGUCCACGCGCUCCGCCAGCCUGUGCGCAGCCACCCUGGCCGCCGUGCUGCAGCGCAUCAAGGAGAACAAAGGCGAGGAGCGGCUGCGCUCUACUAUUGGGGUCGACGGCUCCGUCUACAAGAAACACCCCCAUUUUGCUAAGUGUCUACAUAAGACCGUGCGGCGGCUGGUGCCCGACUGCGAUGUCCGCUUCCUCCGCUCUGAGGAUGGCAGUGGCAAAGGUGCAGCCAUGGUGACAGCAGUGGCUUACCGGCUGGCCGAUCAACACCGUGCCCGCCAGAAGACACUGGAGCCUCUGCAGCUGAGCCAUGACCAGCUGUUGGAGGUCAAGAGAAGAAUGAAGGUGGAAAUGGAGCGAGGUCUAAGCAAGGAGACUCAUGCCAUUGCCCCCGUGAAGAUGCUGCCCACCUACGUGUGUGCCACCCCUGAUGGCACAGAGAAAGGGGACUUCUUGGCCUUGGACCUUGGAGGAACAAAUUUCCGGGUCCUGCUGGUGCGUGUUCGGAACGGGAAGUGGGGUGGAGUGGAGAUGCACAACAAGAUCUACGCCAUCCCGCAGGAGGUCAUGCAUGGUACCGGGGACGAGCUCUUUGACCACAUUGUCCAGUGCAUCGCGGACUUCCUUGAGUACAUGGGCAUGAAGGGCGUGUCCCUGCCUCUGGGUUUUACCUUCUCCUUCCCCUGCCAGCAGAACAGCCUGGACGAGAGCAUCCUCCUCAAGUGGACAAAAGGCUUCAAGGCAUCUGGCUGUGAGGGCGAGGACGUGGUGACCCUGCUGAAGGAAGCGAUCCACCGGCGAGAGGAGUUUGACCUGGAUGUGGUUGCCGUGGUGAACGACACAGUUGGAACUAUGAUGACCUGUGGCUUUGAAGACCCUCACUGUGAAGUUGGCCUCAUCGUUGGCACGGGCAGCAAUGCCUGCUACAUGGAGGAGAUGCGCAAUGUGGAACUGGUGGAAGGAGAAGAGGGGCGGAUGUGUGUGAACAUGGAAUGGGGGGCCUUCGGGGACAAUGGAUGCCUAGAUGACUUCCGCACGGAAUUUGAUGUGGCUGUGGAUGAGCUUUCACUCAACCCCGGCAAGCAGAGGUUUGAGAAAAUGAUCAGUGGAAUGUACCUAGGUGAGAUUGUCCGUAACAUUCUCAUCGAUUUCACCAAGCGUGGGCUGCUCUUCCGAGGUCGCAUCUCAGAGCGGCUCAAGACAAGGGGCAUCUUCGAAACCAAGUUCUUGUCUCAGAUUGAGAGUGACUGCCUGGCCCUGCUGCAAGUCCGUGCCAUCCUGCAACACUUAGGGCUUGAGAGCACCUGUGAUGACAGCAUCAUUGUCAAGGAGGUGUGCACUGUGGUGGCCCGACGCGCAGCCCAGCUCUGUGGCGCAGGCAUGGCCGCUGUGGUGGACAAGAUACGAGAAAACCGUGGGCUGGACGCUCUCAAAGUGACAGUGGGUGUGGAUGGGACUCUCUACAAGCUACAUCCUCACUUUGCCAAAGUCAUGCAUGAGACAGUGAAGGACCUGGCUCCAAAAUGUGAUGUGUCUUUCCUGCAGUCAGAGGAUGGCAGCGGAAAGGGGGCAGCGCUCAUCACUGCUGUGGCCUGCCGCAUCCGUGAGGCUGGACAGCGAUAGAACCCCUGAAAUCGGAAGGAACUUCUUCUUUCUCUCCCUCUUCCCUGUUUUAAGUUAUGUCAUCCCCUUGUGUCAGAGACAGACCCCUUGGCUUUUCCUUGGCAGAGAGGACCCCACUGGACUGGGUUUUGUCUCUGCAUCUCAUCAUAGAGCUUGGUGGGCGAACUUGGCCCUAUUAAGAUAAAUACAGUUCCAAAUAAGGAUUUGUUCACAUGCAUCACAACCAUUCCCACUGGUUCUCUUAAAACACGAAAAUUGUCACCCUUAGUAAUCCCCCUUGCCAAAUUCCAUGUCCCUGUAUAAUUCUACAGGAUGGGGACACUAAUGAAGAUAUGGUUGCUUCACCUUGAAGCCUGAACAUGACAUUUCUAGGUGGGGUGUGUCCCCCAGCUCUGAUGUUGUUACUGAUUCUCCUGUCAGAGAUCUGGGAGGUCUCCACUGAGGAUGUGAGCCUGAUUGUCCUACAGGCAGAUGUGGGGAGGGUGGAGGGGCGACAAUGGAGGGAAAUCCAUGGAUAUCCAUGCGAGCAGCCCCUCUUUAACUUCAUCUACAAGCCUUUGUCCUGUGGAUUCCAGCAUUUGCUAUUCCUGGAAUCAAGGAAUCCCGAGUCUAGGCAGUGAAACCAAAGCCAGAAGUUGACACAUCCUGCAGUUGGGCCAGCCGUCGCAUCUCAGCGGGGUGCACACAUGAUCCACGAGUGAUGGACUUUUGGGGAAGGGGGAGUUUUUGGUUUGUUUUACAAAUUUUUCCUGCAAAAGUGGAAACACUGUAUUUUCAUUUUAAUUUAUAUUUGAAAUUUUAUUUAGUUCUUGAAGUAGAUCUGCUCCUUCAUCUUGACAUGUAAUGGUCAGUUGUACGUAAUGUAUUUAUAUGUUAAUUUGUUGUGUAUAUAGAUAUGCAAGUCUUGUCAGAAUUGGCCUCAGUGUAGUUAAAGGGCGGAAGGGGAAGAUACUGACUAGUCAUAGAAAUACCUCAUUCGCCUGUGGGAAGAGAAGGGAAGCCUCUUCAGGGUGAGUGAGUGGCAAAGCAGUUGCUUCUGGCUCCUCCUUCCCCUGUGGUCUUGGAAGUGUAGAAGGCAGGGACAGAGAUGGAGGCUGAGCCAAUGGACUGAAGAGACCACAGCAAUUGGUUCCUCCAUCUAGAGAUUUUCUUGGGGCAAUAUUCCAUGGGAUGUUAAGCAAAGGAAACCAAAGGAAUCAUUUCAAAUGGACUCAUGGCUUAGAAAUCUUUAUUCUUAGGGCAGUCAGUAGUAUUCUAAAGCUUUCUGACAAGAUAAAGGAAGUCACCAAAAAAAAAGUUUUUAAAAUUGUAUCUAAUCCUCAACAACAAACCAAAACAGAACAAUUAAACAACCAAAUAAAACCUCAGGGACAACAUUUUUGGUGUUUUUGUGCCCUCCCAGCAAGUUUCACCUUGGGUUUGUAUUUUAAAUGUUUUACAAGAAUUGUUGUCCAUGUGCUUCCCUAGGCUGAGCUGGCAUUGGUCUGCUGACCUGUUUUUGUGGGGGGUUUUUUAUACACACUAUUUAUUUCAAACUAUUGGGAGGGAUGAGAGUGGCUUAAAAACUUCCGUCCCUACUUUUCAAGAGUGCCGUUGAUUCUGAAUCUGAAAGCCCACCUCUGCUCUAAAAUACACACAAGCACAGACGUUAAACCUGGAUACUAUAUAAUAAAGAGGGAUGUAACUCCAUUGAAUUGGAUACAAGGAUCAGAAUGGAAAGAUGGAAAGAAACUCAUGAUGAAGUUGCACCCGGUUUUUGUAUAUUUAUCAAACUUGUGCUGAGAAUAGUGUCUGAUUGCACGACUUUUAAGCAAAGUUGGGUGUUAUUGGGUGAAAAUGGCCCAGCUCCUCCUGGGAGCACAGAGCGGCAAAGGGCUGGUCCUCUUUUGCUCUAGUCUCUUUGCUGUCUGGUGUAGCUCUUCUGCUGCUCCCAUCUGCACUAAUUGACCCAAAAUGUGGGUGUUUCCUGCUACACAAAAGCCAAAAGCUUUCACGUAGAUUUUAGGUUCACUAAAGGGUGCCCACAAAAUAGAGAUGAAUUUUAACUUAAAUUUUAAGCUUGAAGAUUAGGUACUAUCUAUGAAGUUACACUUUUUUUUUUUUUUUUUUUAAGGUAGAGAUGUGUGUGUGUGUGUGUAGGUAUUAAAAAUGUGUUGUUGGUUUCCAAAAAGGAACACUGGAAAAUAAAUUUUGAAUGUUUGUGUUCUCAGAAUUAGGUUGACAGUCCUUUGCUGACAUGGCUUUGCUUUGUGUAAUAUACAUGGGAUCUCAAUCUUCGGGGUGUGGUGAAUAGCGAAUCAUCUCAAAUCCUUGAGCACUCAGUCUAGUGAAGAUGUUGUCAUUAUGUACAAUAAAUAACUAGUUUAAUUAACUAUGUGAUGUUAACUAUUAAUAAAUUUUAACAUUUUCCAAAAUAA
Molecule: messenger RNA, 5550 nt
Organism: Mandrillus leucophaeus (drill)
Lineage: Eukaryota; Metazoa; Chordata; Mammalia; Primates; Cercopithecidae
Gene: HK2
Product: hexokinase 2
Exons: 17
Coding region: 533-3133 (866 amino acids)
Biological process (GO): intracellular glucose homeostasis; glucose 6-phosphate metabolic process; glycolytic process
Cellular component (GO): mitochondrion; cytosol
Molecular function (GO): D-glucose binding; glucokinase activity; ATP binding
Source: RefSeq, a predicted model, not a curated record